GUACCUUUUUUCCUUUCUUUGUUUUCUUUGCAAAAUCUUCCCCUUCCUAUUCCAUGGAUUCGACUGCUAAAAACUGAUACACAGUUCCGGACAAACCACGCGAGUCGUCUCUACGAUUCGCGACUGACAUCGACAUGGCCUGCGGAAAUCUAGUGGCUAACUGCUUGCUGCGAGUGACACGACUCGCACUGUUGCAUUAUCUGGUGUGGGAAGCAGGGCACCACCGCCGCAUACCACACAAGCGCCGAAGCGCGCGUGCAAACUGGCGAACCAGCAGCCUGCCGAGUGCCGACACCUCCAGUACUCGUCUCCCUGUCCGGGGCUCCUCUCUCUCUGCAGAGCCUUCAGGAUAGACAUGGCUGCCGCCGUUGCCGCCUUCUCCCUCCUGCUGUUCCUCUCCGCCCAGAGCGCGGCUCCCGUUCUUGGCUUCACGAGGGGCGACUUCCUGGAGGAUUUCGUCUUCGGAUCCGCUACCUCUGCUUAUCAGUAUGAGGGUGCUGUUGCAGAGGAUGACAGGAGCCCAAGCAUCUGGGAUACCUUCACUCACGCAGGCUAUGCAACCAUAAAUGGUAGUCUCCAUGAUACUGACAGGGUUGAUUACAUGAAGAACCACAUAAGGAGCACAUUGACUGCACUAAGGUGUGAAAUGAAUGGUGCCAAUGUGAAAGGCUACUUCGCGUGGUGCUUCGUGGACGUCUUCGAGUACCUUACAGGAUUCAAGUCGCACUACGGCCUGUACCGCGUUGACUUCGAGGACCAGGCGCUUCCAAGGCAAGCUAGGCUCUCUGCUCGCUGGUACUCAGAAUUCCUCAAGAACAAGGAGAUCCAGAUCCGUGAAGAGAAUGAGCUAGACGAUGCAGGAUCGCACGCUCAGCAAUGAAUCGUGUGUAGUUCACUGCAGUGAUUUAUCCUUUCUCAACAUACUGUGGCAGCCUUCGGCAGAAGAACCAUAUUUUACUUGAGUAAAAUAAAACUGGCACUCUGGCAGGAGAUUUACCAGAAUUGCGUUAAUAAAGAAGAGGUUUACAAAGGCCUGGAGACUAGAGAGAGAAGGAAAAAUUGUACAAGAAACGACACAAGUAGAGGGAACUACCCAUGAUAGGUUAGCGCUUCAGUCGAUGUAGAAAGAGAUUUUGCUCUUGUAAUUUAAUCAGAGCUCAGUGCAUCCAUACUCGUCAAGAUAUAGAUAAACAUGAUCAUCAUCUCUAAGAGCAUCUCCAAAAACUCUUGUAUCUAU
Molecule: messenger RNA, 1237 nt
Organism: Panicum virgatum (switchgrass)
Lineage: Eukaryota; Viridiplantae; Streptophyta; Magnoliopsida; Poales; Poaceae
Product: beta-glucosidase 5-like
Exons: 4
Coding region: 356-880 (174 amino acids)
Biological process (GO): carbohydrate metabolic process
Molecular function (GO): beta-glucosidase activity
Source: RefSeq, a predicted model, not a curated record